Molecule: messenger RNA, 3579 nt
Organism: Neopsephotus bourkii (Bourke's parrot)
Lineage: Eukaryota; Metazoa; Chordata; Aves; Psittaciformes; Psittacidae
Gene: CBX7
Product: chromobox 7
Exons: 6
Coding region: 173-907 (244 amino acids)
Biological process (GO): negative regulation of transcription by RNA polymerase II
Cellular component (GO): PRC1 complex
Source: RefSeq, a predicted model, not a curated record
GGAAAACGUUGCGCAGGUUCUAAAGCGGGGCGGGGGGACGGGAGGGGGCGCGGCCGCGCGCGAGGGGGCGUGUGAGGGGGAGCGGCGGGUAACGGCCGACAGCGGGCAACGGCUGCCGCCACCGCCGCCGUGCGCCAGGCGCGUCCCGCAGCGCCGCCGUCCCGCCCGCUGCAUGGAGCUGUCGGCCAUCGGGGAGCAGGUGUUUGCGGUGGAGAGCAUCCGCAAGAAGCGCGUGCGGAAGGGUAAAGUAGAAUACCUCGUGAAAUGGAAAGGAUGGCCUCCCAAAUACAGCACAUGGGAGCCAGAGGAUCAUAUCUUGGACCCUCGCCUGGUAGUGGCUUAUGAAGAAAAGGAAGAGAGAGACCGUGCAUCAGGGUACAGGAAAAGAGGCCCCAAACCAAAGCGUCUCCUACUGCAGCGGCUGUAUGGCAUGGACUUGAGGAGUGCCCACAAGGGAAAGGAGAAGCUCUGCUUCUCUCUUGCACGGAGGUUUGGAGGAGGAGACAGCAGCCUGCCAGGGGCCAAGCCAGGGCAGGCAGAGUUCUCAGAGAAGACUGGGGGAGCGGUCCUGCCAUUCUCUCUCCGAAAGCAGCGCAAAAACCAGAAGUACCUGCGACUGUCAAGGAAGAAGUUCCCCCGCAUCUCGAGCCUGGAGAGCCGAAACUGCAGGCAUGAGUUCUUCCUGAAUGAUGCAGUGGGCCUGGAGGCCAGGCAGGACCCUGAGGACUGGGAGGCUAUGCAGCACACCAACAAAGAAGCAGAUGUGGAUGGCAGUCUCCCUUGGAUUCCCACUGUGCCCCCCAGCGAAGUGACAGUGACAGACAUCACAGCAAACUCCAUUACCGUCACUUUCAGAGAAGCACAAGUGGCUGAGGGCUUCUUCCGAGACCGGAGCGCACAGUUCUGAAUCUCCAUUUUCAGUGCUCCCCAAAACCAGUGCUUUGAGGGUGGGGCUAUAGGGAAGGGUUAUUUUAUCCCUUAAGAAAAAAACAAAUCCAAAAUGUCUCCUCUUAAAAUGUUUACACAGACCUUUUUUUUUUUUUUCCUCCCUUUUCCUUUUCUCCCUCUCAGAUACGCAAAAAAGAGCAGUGUAGGGGCUGUGUUUGUCAUUGCUUUGUCCAGCUGAAAACCUGACAGCCCUUUCCUUGGCAAAGACUACCCUCCUAGAUGUAAAAGAAGCAAGCUGAACAAUUCACCUUUUAUCCUGUCAAGUGGCGGCAGCUGCAUUUGUGGGGAGAGGGCAUGUGGAGGUUGAAAGAGAGCUGGGUCUCUGUCCUGCCGCCUUGCUCUGCAAUUGAUAGCCCUUGGAUAAAGAUUCUUCUCUGUGCAUUGCUCUUCCCACCUUCCUCCUCCCUCUCUUCCUGCAGCAGUGAGAGGCGAUGGAUCCUACCUGGGUAGAUAACUCCAGCCUGUUAGGAGUUUCUCUCCUGUGGCCUGCUGUUAGGACUUCAGAACCAUAUUUGCCUGUCUGUGGUCAGUCCUUGCAGCAUGGGUCCGUACAGACUGCGGAGGUUUCUCCCUUUGAUUGUUGAUCAUGUGGAAAGACUGAAGUACAUCCCUGCAAUGUAGAUUGGUGAUGUACAUUCAAUUUGCUCUCAUUAAAGGCUCAGAAGCCCGGCGCAGACGAGAACAUACCGUUCUGGAUAUGCUAAACAGGAUUUCCAGGCUCAGCUCUGCAGUGUGAGGAAUGUGUUAUGGAAAGUGGGGUGUUCUUACCCUUUGCAAAAUUCAGUAUUAGUAACAAAUGCUGCCCUGAAUGUGUGGCAAUAAGCUAGUUGAAAACUGACUCCUCUCCCCUGGGAGGAGGGGCUAAUAGGACAACCAAAGCAUUGCCUGGCACUGCAAAGACAUAUGAGAUACUGGCACAGGCCCAGGACACAGGAGUUGGACAGGACUGAGCUAGAAAUGGACCUUGAUUAGAAGAAAACUCUGUUCUUGGAUCCCAUUGAGAGGUCCAAGGUAAACAACAUGUGGGGAAGGCAUGAGGAGGGGAAAACAUUUCUGAGCAAUAAGAAUUCUUGGAUUGUACUGCCUGAGUAAUAAUCUUCCGUGACUCCACUCUCCUCACAGUAUCUGUGAUCCUGUACUGCUUUUCUGAUAGGAACUUCCCCUUGGAAGGCUUAAAAAUCUUUGCCAAGGAAAGCGGUCUGCAUUUCAAUAGGCCCUGCCUGAACUUGCACUUAAAAAUGUCUUGUGCUGGACUGCCUGUGACACUUGGAGGUGUGUGAAGAAUUGCUGUAUUUUGAGUUGGUAGUUUAGCAUAGCAUCUGUUCUUGCACAUGCAUGUUCUCUUCAAUUUUUUUUGAAAGCAAAUUUUAUUUAAAUAACUUAGAUUUUUAAAUAUAGACCUUUUCCUAUGGAAAGAAAGAAAAGUAGGCUAGAAUCUAAGGUGGGAACUGCAGGACAGAGUGCUGCAAGGUAACAUUGACUACCUUCAUGAUUAGUGUCCUUUAAAUUCUUUGUUUUCUCUCCCUGCCCCUCCUGAAGCAUCUCUUACCUGCUGUAUUUAUCCUAAAUGAAGCUAUGAGCCUUCUGAGCUCUGAAGUAAGGACACCCAUGGAAAUCCUCACUGUGUUCCUUUGAAGGGCUAGGCUGUUGGCCUGCAGAAUUUGGGAGCUCCAGGGCUUCCAGUCCUCAAAACACCUGCUUUUUGCAAAGUGCUUGGACUUCCUCCAUGUUUUUUCAUUAAAAGUGGGUUUUACUUCAGAUAGGAUAUAUAGCAGCUCAGUGUAGACUCAGGAUCUCCCCUUCCAUCUCAAAUCUCUUUUGAGCAGGCCUUUCUUUCGCUGUGUCACAGCAGUUUCAGGACCACUGGGAAGAUCUUGACUUUCUGGAUGAACCUUCUGUCUCUCAAAAGUGACACAGGAGUUUUAUUGUGGAGAAAUCUGGAAGGGUGAGAAGUGGAAGCUGGCAGGGGGAGGAAUUAAUGUAGUGGGAGGAAGAGCGAGUGGGAAGGAAGCCUGCAAGAGCUAGCAAGGGCAAAUCGAUGAGGUAAGCGUAUAGGCUGAGGAUGUUUGUUGAAUGUGGGUGUCCAGCACGAGGCUUCUGUAUCUGGAGUUGCACCCACUUUUGGAGGUUGUGGGGUCAGACAGUGUUGUCAUCACUUCCACAGCCCCCCUCUUCCCAGCACCUGUCAAAUGCUCUGAAUACCUGCAUCUCUCUCUUGUCACCAGUGGGGACACCACACAGCUGAGCCCUAUCUUGAGGGUUGUAGCAGGUCAGGUAGUUACAGCUGCAGAAGCAAAAUAUUUUAGCUUAUUUUUUUAAAAAGUCUUGAACUCCAGCUCAUCCUGCUAAAUAUUCAUGGCUUUUAUAGGAUCUGGUUUCUUUAAUGCAGCUACUGCUGCUUUAGCCCUGUCUUCAUCUCAGUGUACAAAUACACCAAAAAAGCUUCCUACUUUCUAAGGUUCCUGUCUUCACCUGAUACGGGAAGUGUUCUCAGUCCUGUGGUAGGGAAGAGCUUGUUCUAAUAAACUGGAUUUCACACAGUCAUAGAAUGAUUUGGGUUGGAAGGGAUCAUAAAGAUUCCAGCCCCUUGCCAUGGGCAGGGACACCUUCCACUAGACCAGGUGCUGCAAG